GCCUUGGCCUUCCAAAGUGCUGGGCUUACAGGCAUGAGCCCCUGCACCUGGCCUCAUUUUAGUUUUAGUAAUACAGCUUGGGCUCAUUUAAAAGUCAUAUCCUGCUAUAGUCUUAUUAUUGCUGGGGUUUUAUUAAAGAAUGUAGUGUAAUUUGGUGCCCAUGACUUAACUUUUCUUCGUCUUCAUUAAUGUUAAUAUUAGACAUUCAUUUUAGAUGAAUUAAUUUAUGUGUGGCAAAAGGAAAUAAAUUUUUACUGAAAGAUAAGAGAAAUUCUGGGAAUACAGAUAUACAGACUGAUGGAGACACAGCCCCACCAGUAGUUUAUCUAGCUGAGUUGGGGAUUUAUUCAUAUUUCUUCCAUUUCAAAGAUUGUGUUGGUCUCCCAGGAGUAUUUUUUGAAGCUCUUUGUGCAGAGGAGAGAUCAAUAUUAUUUAUCAGAGGAUUUCCUUGAGCAUGCAAAUUAUCAUAUAUGUUUGCAAACCAGAUCUAUGUAAAAGAGAUGGUUUUGAAUCUAAUUGCAUUUUUUGCAUGAGCAUUUUUAUAUCCUCUAGAAAUAUAUCACAAUUGUGUGGAAAAAUUUAAUAUUUUACAACAUAUUGUAUGUGACAUUAAUGUGCUCGCAUAGCUGAUCCUUCCCUGUUUUUCUUCCAACAUCAAAGUAGUAACAUUUCCCCUGAGGUUUGUUCAGCUCCUCCAGCCUUCUCUUGGUUUUGCCAGCAGGUGGGGCACUAGCUCCUUUUAAAGUCAUCAGCCACAUGUCCUGAGGCUCGUUUUCUUUUCUUCCAGAGGUGGAGGGGAUUGUCUUGCCGCGUCACUCUGAAGUGACCCCAUGAGAUCCUGUUGAGCCGUGACCCGGGAGUGGGUAGAGGAGGUGGGAAAGGUGUGUGUUAGAUCUAAAAUAGUCUCCAGGAUUUUCAUGCCUGGAUUUGUUGAGCUAAUGGCUUAUAUUUCACAGGUUUUGAGUCACUUGAAUUUUACCAGUAAUUCAUGUAAAUCAGUUUGGCAACAGGUGAAUCACAUUUUGCUUGGCAUAUGUGGUCCAAUCUUAUGGUUUAGGAGAAACAAUAAAACUCAAAAACUUUGAUCAUUAUGUUAAAAUAAGUCUUAUUUAAACAAAAUACAAAUCAUGGCAACAAGCCAUUAGAAUUAAAACUGUUCUUGGAGUUGAGUUCUAGGGGAAAUAUGUAUACUGUGAGCACAUUGUGUAAAAAGCUGAGCAUAGAUUCUUCUUCUUUCUUAAGCAAUAUGCUAGAACAUUACUGACUCUGUUUUAAGAUCUAACUGCUUUAAGGAAUUGAUUGACUACAUUUUUCUAGAAUGAAACAUAAAUUUCUUACUUUGAAAUCUUAGUGAGUGGUAUUAAGUUCCAUUUUAAAAGGCAGCUUAAAGAUCCAUGUUAAAAGACAUGUCUUAGCUUAUACAUCUAUUCUAAAUGUAGGUGGUGAAACUGAAUUAUAAGAAUGUUUUUAAGAUUUAUAGACACUAAGUCAGAAUCAGAAGUUAGAAGGUUCUUUGACAAAUUUUCCUGUUGAACUUAUGUUAAUCAUUGGAUUUGAUGAAGUUUUUAAGCUUAUUCAAUGAUAUCUGAAAAUAGUAAUAGUAUCUACAAUGGAUUCUCAGAAAUGAUAACUUCACAUGUCCCUCUUAUGCAAUGUGAAAUUACAGUGCUAUCUGUUCCAUAACUGCCACCCAACUUGUACAAUAUAAAAAUCAUUUCAUGGCCCUAAUGGAGGACAGACUGUAUUCCCUUGUUUAAAGUAAAUGAGUCACUUUAAUGCAGUGUCUGAGGGGAGAGAAGGGAGUGAGAGUUCCCUUUGUUUAAGUUUGUGUUAUGGUUUUCUUGGGCAGCCAGUACGAAAGUGCAGCCCGAAGCUGUAGUUCAUUCUGUAUGUGGGUUUUAUUUCUCACAGCAGUCCGGUGUCUAUUUAACAUACGGGGAGUGGUUUCAAGUUCAUUACUAAAGCUUAUAGGUUAAAGUGCUUUGUGGGCUUGGCUAUGACUGAAGUCGCCUUGAGGGAGUCAGCCAAAACUGGGCUUGGGAACAGGAAGGCUUUCCCUGUUUAUUUGGAUUCUCAGGGUAGUCAAUUUUGCCACCUCUUGGCUUUCAGCUGCUUUGGAGAUUGGUUUCAUAGCAAGGAUUCUUUCCUUAAAGUGAUAUGGAGCAACUAUUUUCACAGGGGCACCAGCCCCUUUGCUUUUACUCUGUCCUAAGUUAACAUGUCACUGAAAACCGAGUCACGGGUAAAUACCUCUGCACUGCAGAAAAUUGCUGCUGACAUGAGUAAUAUCAUAGAAAAUCUGGACACGCGGGAACUCCACUUUGAGGGAGAGGAGGUAGAAUACGACGUGUCUCCCAGCGAUCCCAAGAUACAGGAAGUGUAUAUCCCUUUCUCUGCUGUUUAUAACACUCAAGGAUUUAAGGAGCCUAAUAUACAGACGUAUCUCUCUGGCUGUCCAAUAAAAGCACAAGUUUUGGAAGUGGAACGCUUCACAUCUACAACAAGGGUACCAAGUAUUAAUCUUUACACUAUUGAAUUAACACAUGGGGAAUUUAAAUGGCAAGUUAAGAGGAAAUUCAAGCACUUUCAAGAAUUUCACAGAGAGCUGCUCAAGUACAAAGCCUUUAUCCGAAUCCCCAUUCCCACCAGAAGACACACAUUUAGGAGGCAAAACGUCAGAGAGGAGCCUCGAGAGAUGCCCAGUUUGCCCCGUUCAUCUGAAAACAUGAUAAGAGAAGAACAAUUCCUUGGUAGAAGAAAACAACUGGAAGAUUACUUGACAAAGAUACUAAAAAUGCCCAUGUAUCGAAACUAUCAUGCCACAACAGAGUUUCUUGAUAUAAGCCAGCUAUCUUUCAUCCAUGAUUUGGGACCAAAGGGCAUAGAAGGUAUGAUAAUGAAAAGAUCUGGAGGACACAGAAUACCAGGCUUGAAUUGCUGUGGUCAGGGAAGAGCCUGCUACAGAUGGUCAAAAAGAUGGUUAAUAGUGAAAGAUUCCUUUUUACUGUAUAUGAAACCAGACAGCGGUGCCAUUGCCUUCGUCCUGCUGGUAGACAAAGAAUUCAAAAUUAAGGUGGGGAAGAAGGAGACAGAAACGAAAUAUGGAAUCCGAAUUGAUAAUCUUUCAAGGACACUUAUUUUAAAAUGCAACAGCUAUAGACAUGCUCGCUGGUGGGGAGGGGCUAUAGAAGAAUUCAUCCUCAAAGAUCAUCGAUUUGGGUCAUAUGCUGCUAUCCAAGAGAAUGCUUUAGCUAAAUGGUAUGUUAAUGCCAAAGGAUAUUUUGAAGAUGUGGCAAAUGCAAUGGAAGAGGCAAAUGAAGAGAUUUUUAUCACAGAUUGGUGGCUGAGUCCAGAAAUCUUCCUGAAACGCCCGGUGGUUGAGGGAAAUCGUUGGAGGUUGGACUGCAUUCUUAAACGAAAAGCACAACAAGGGGUGAGGAUCUUCAUAAUGCUCUACAAAGAGGUGGAACUCGCUCUUGGCAUCAAUAGUGAAUACACCAAGAGGACGUUGAUGCGUCUACACCCCAACAUAAAGGUGAUGAGACAUCCGGAUCAUGUGUCGUCCACCGUCUAUUUGUGGGCUCACCAUGAGAAGCUUGUCAUCAUUGACCAAUCGGUGGCCUUUGUAGGAGGGAUUGACCUGGCCUAUGGAAGGUGGGAUGACAAUGAGCACAGACUCACAGAUGUGGGCAGCGUGAAGCGAGUCACUUCAGGACCAUCUCUGAGUUCCCUCCCACCUGCCACAACAGAGUCUAUGGAAUCCUUAAGCCUCAAAGAUAAAAAUGAGCCUGAUCAAAACCUGCCCGUCCGGAAUAGUGUUGAUGAUGUGGAUUCAAAACUGAAAGGAACAGGAAAGCCAAGAAAGUUCUCCAAAUUUAGUCUCUACAGGCAGCUCCACAGGCACCACCUGCACAACGCAGAUAGCAUCAGCAGCAUUGACAGCACCUUCAGUUGUUUUAAUCACUAUAGAAGUCAUCACAAUUUAAUCCAUGGUUUAAAACCCCACUUCAAACUCUUUCGCCCAUCCAGUGAGUCUGAGCAAGGACUCACUAGACCUAAUGCUGAUACCGGGUCCAUCCGCAGUUUACAGACAGGUGUGGGAGAGUUGCAUGGGGAAACCAGAUUCUGGCAUGGAAAGGACUACUGCAAUUUCGUCUUCAAAGACUGGGUUCAACUUGAUAAACCUUUUGCUGAUUUCAUUGACAGGUACUCCAUGCCCCGGAUGCCCUGGCAUGACAUUGCCUCUGCAGUCCACGGGAAGGCAGCUCGUGAUGUGGCACGUCACUUCAUCCAGCGCUGGAACUUCACGAAAAUUAUGAAAUCAAAAUAUCGGUCCCUUUCUUAUCCUUUUCUGCUUCCAAAGUCUCAAACAACAGCCCAUGAGUUGAGAUAUCAAGUACCUGGGUCUGUCCAUGCUAACGUACAGUUGCUCCGCUCAGCUGCCGAUUGGUCUGCUGGUAUAAAGUACCAUGAAGAGUCCAUCCAUGCCGCUUACGUCCAUGUGAUAGAGAACAGCAGGCACUAUAUCUAUAUCGAAAACCAGUUUUUCAUAAGCUGUGCUGAUGACAAAGUUGUGUUCAACAAGAUAGGCGAUGCCAUUGCCCAGAGGAUCCUGAAAGCUCACAGGGAAAACCAGAAAUACCGGGUAUAUGUCGUGAUACCGCUUCUGCCAGGGUUCGAAGGAGACAUUUCAACCGGCGGAGGAAAUGCUCUACAGGCAAUCAUGCACUUCAACUACAGAACCAUGUGCAGAGGAGAAAAUUCCAUCCUUGGACAGUUAAAAGCAGAGCUUGGCAAUCAGUGGAUAAAUUACAUAUCAUUCUGUGGUCUUAGAACACAUGCAGAGCUCGAAGGAAACCUAGUCACCGAGCUUAUCUAUGUCCACAGCAAGUUGUUAAUUGCUGAUGAUAACACUGUUAUUAUUGGCUCUGCCAACAUAAAUGACCGGAGUAUGCUGGGAAAGCGUGACAGUGAAAUGGCUGUCAUUGUGCAAGAUACAGAAACGGUUCCUUCACUAAUGGGUGGAGAAAAGUACCAAGCUGGCCGGUUUGCCCAAGGACUUCGGCUACAGUGCUUUAGGGUCGUCCUUGGCUAUCUUGAUGACCCAAGUGAGGACAUUCAGGAUCCAGUGAGUGACAAAUUCUUCAAGGAGGUGUGGGUUUCAACAGCAGCUCGAAAUGCUACAAUUUAUGACAAGGUGUUCCGGUGCCUUCCCAAUGAUGAAGUACACAAUUUAAUUCAGCUGAGAGACUUUAUAAACAAGCCCGUAUUAGCUAAGGAAGAUCCCAUUCGAGCUGAGGAGGAACUGAAGAAGAUCCGUGGAUUUUUGGUGCAAUUCCCCUUUUAUUUCUUGUCUGAAGAAAGCCUACUGCCUUCUGUUGGAACCAAAGAGGCCAUAGUGCCCAUGGAGGUUUGGACUUAAGAGAUAUUCAUUGGUAGCUCAAGGACUUCCACCCUGAAGACCACACUGCACACAGUGACUUCCUGGAGGUGUCAUAGCCAAAGCCAGGCCCGAUGCAUUCUCGUAUCCAACCCAAGGACCUUUUGGAAUGGCUGGGGAGGGCUGCAGUCAUACUGAUGUAAGGACUCUGAACGUCAGCAAGGCUUCAUAAUUCCUUCUGCCUAACCUUGUAAAAAGGGAGCUGCAUUCUUGUUGGUUGCAUGUACUCCGUUGAGUAUAUACAUAUACUCAUUUGAGUAUGUGUUGAGUAAAACACAUAUUCAAAUUCCAUAACAUAUACCAAAACCCGUUUCCUUUGUAACAAGAAUUUACCUAUAACUGUGAUCUAGAUUGCCAAAAGAUGUCUGAAUCUCCUUAUUCUUCUCUGAUCUUCAUUUAUACAGCCAGUGUAUAGCUGGACCUGCCCUCAUCUUGCAGUUCAUACAGGCACUGUUUGAGAAAUUGUUUAUUACUAGAAGUUGUAAUGCUGCUUCAAGAUUUUUCAUGGUUACCUGGGAUGCCCCUGCUCAUCUGGUCCUGAAGUAGUAACAUUCACCCAAAUGAUGACAUAUUCCUUAUUCCUUUUCAGUCAUUGUACGAACAAGGCAGACUUUAGCCUACACAGUAGACUGUGGUAGGCACUUCUGAUAACAUUGAUACUAUAUCUUGACACCACGAAGCAACAGGAAGGAAUAACUUCCAAUACUGAGACAGAGAUUUAUUUCAUUUUGCUCCCAAAGGCAUUGACAAGAUGAGUCCUUGUGAUUAGGCCCACCUGAUCAAAUGUAAAAACAUGCGUGGGAUAUUUGAUUACAUAGCAACCAGAUAAAAACUGAGAGCCCACAGCCUUCGGAAACCCCCAAGGUGUCAAGGGGGAUCAGAUCCAGAUAAGAGAAGAUGAUUCCUUCUAGUCCUAUAAAAUUUCCUGUCAUCCUUAGCUGCUGGGUUGAUUGAAAUUUGAUUUCUACAUUUCAAAAUCAAACCAGUGAAUACAAUUUGUCUUCUCAAGAGAAUCAGAGGCAUCAUAACUCCUACCAAACUAGUAUGAGUCUAACCUUGUUUGACAUUCAGCUCUACUGCUACAUAAUCUUCUUUGAGAAAAAUUAAUUGAUUAUAAAAUAUGUGCUAUUUCACUUGUAUUAUUAAAUAUAUAUUAACCCCUCUCCCCAGGGCUUCCAGUGAAGUUACAAUGCCCUAGUCUGUGAAUUAUCCUGGAAAUGUGUUUUUCCUUUUCGGAUGAUAGAGUACCCUUUGGUAAACUAAAUUUUACUAAGCAGAACAACUCUGACAGUCUGAAGAGUUAAUGUGGGUUCUCAUAAGGCCUGUCCCUGUAAAACAAAGUGCAGGUGUAAUGAUUAUACGUGUCUAUGGAUUACCUGGACAGACUCCCGUUUGGGUUGUUCUUCAGAGAAGCAAGCAGCUGAUCCCUGUUUUCAUGAAGCUAAUACUUCAGUUGGAAAAAUUAAACAGGAGCACAAAGUCAGGGAUAGGGGUUAGUGGAAGAGAGAAAUAGUGUCACAUCAAGGAGAGGAUCUCAUAGCUAGGGAACAUUUCACAAAUAAGGUGAGAUUUUGUAACCAAUAAUAAAAAUGAAUGUUUUUAUAAGUGAAUAACUUAUUUUUCAUAUGGCUAUAGAUGGUAAAAUGACUUCAUUCUAUAGCCAUUGUAAAUAAGAAUUUGCUAUUGAUGAAAGAAGUUUAGAUUGGCAUUUGAAGUAUUGAGUGUAUAGGAUCGCUAAGGAUUUCUUAGAUUUUAUAUUUAAAUAUUUUUUAAACCUUAGAGGAAACAACAAACUGGCUCUUGAUUUUGAGCACCCUACUCUCAUGAAAAAUAGAAGGCUGAAAGGACCCUUUCCCUUAUAAGUAAUUUAAUCCAAUUUCUCCCCAUUUUAUACAUGAGGAAACUGAGGCUCAGAUCAGAUGAGGACUCACUUAAAUCCACUCAAUAUGUAGAUGGUAGAGCUGGGACUAGCAAUAUUGCUGCAGCCUACUGUUGGCCUCUCUCUUCACUUUAUCAUUGCCCAAGAAUAAGGAUAUGCAGUAAACAGAUUUCAGGCAAGAUAUCUCUAAGCUGUUUUGAACCCUCUGAUAUUUUGUAUUUAUCUGUUCGUCUGUCCCCCCUACUAGAAUGUAAGCUCCAUGGGGCAGGGACUUCACUGUAUUUUGUUCAUAGUGUAUACCCAGAACCUGGACCAGUGCUUGGCACAUAGAAGAUGUCAAUAAAUGCUUGUAGAAUUAAUAAACAAGGUGAAGGAGAGAGCUAAUGAAAUGAAAACCUUAGCUUCAUAUAA
This is a messenger RNA of Cercocebus atys (sooty mangabey), 7730 nucleotides long. RefSeq names its product phospholipase D1, phosphatidylcholine-specific (gene PLD1). Gene Ontology annotation, molecular function: D-type glycerophospholipase activity; phosphatidylinositol binding. The record is from RefSeq and is a predicted model, not a curated record. Bases 2219 to 5422 code for a protein of 1067 amino acids. The transcript has 27 exons. Gene Ontology annotation, biological process: cell motility; regulation of microvillus assembly; intracellular signal transduction. Lineage: Eukaryota; Metazoa; Chordata; Mammalia; Primates; Cercopithecidae.